Molecule: messenger RNA, 877 nt
Organism: Perca fluviatilis (European perch)
Lineage: Eukaryota; Metazoa; Chordata; Actinopteri; Perciformes; Percidae
Product: chromobox protein homolog 1-like
Exons: 4
Coding region: 23-472 (149 amino acids)
Biological process (GO): negative regulation of transcription by RNA polymerase II; chromatin organization
Cellular component (GO): pericentric heterochromatin
Molecular function (GO): chromatin binding
Source: RefSeq, a predicted model, not a curated record
CCUGUCCUUGUGAAGAGUGAAGAUGAUGAAGAGAAAGUUGUGGAGAUCUCGUGGUUGUGCUGGCUACCGCCAUUUUGGGUGUGUCCAGGCUGCUCCACAGAAUCGUGAGGAUAACACAUGGGAGCCGGAAGACAACCGGGACGGCCCCGACCUUAUCGCCGAGUACAUGCAGAAACACAAGGAGGAGGAGAAAAAGAAGGAGAGCAAGAGGAAAGUUGUCAGUGAGGCCUCAGGAAACUCAGAGGAGCGAGGGAGCAAGAGAAAGGAGGAGGAGGUGCCCUCAGCAGACGUCAAGCUGGCGCACAUAGCAGGAAAGAAGGGCAAGAAGGCCGAGGAGGUGGAGCAGCCUGCAGCAGCAGUAGAGGAGAAGGAAGAGGAAGAGGAGGAUUAUGUGAUGGAGAAGGUUUUGGACCGUAGGGUAGUGAAGGGAAGAGUAGAGUUUCUGCUGAAAUGGAAGGGGUUCUCAGAGUAAGUAUUAGUCUAUAAUAUACUUGGUACUUGGUGUUCUUGGUCCUGAGAUUUACAUUUACAAAUUGCAAAUAAUCUACAGUAUAAAUUUAGGCAUUGUAUUGUUGGGACCAAGCAGUUGGUUAAACCUGAUUUUAACCAAAAAGGCCUCGUAUUGAGCUGACCGCAGAGACAAAAGACACAUUUGGGCAAGACAAAGGAAUCCUGGUUAAUUCACACCUCUAUGCAAAAGUCCCAGCCAGAGGGGAAAGAGCCUCACAACUGGCAGGAAGUCAAAGAACUACAAGAUUGUAGUCUUCACACUUUCAAGAGUUUCGAGUCUUCCUAUUGGUUCAGCGGGACCAUAAACACAGCAUGAGGUAUAAAUAGCCUGAUCACCCAAAAAUCCCGGCUCUUGAAUGGUAAUAAC